GGAGCCAGAGUCCCGGGAGGCGGGCCGUCCCGAGGAGGCGAGCGGGCUUCCAGCGCGAGGACGGAUGCGGCUGCCUGCGGAGGGCACGGACGUGAGUCUCGGCCCCCGCUCCUGCCGCCGCGCCGGCUGCCCCGGCCGCUGUGGCACCGAUGCAGCCGCGGGCUGGAGCCUCCGCACCUCCGGGCUUAUGAGCUGGACCAGCGUCCUAGACUACUCAUCUAACCCAACGAUGGCUGUGGACAUAGAGUACAGAUACAGCUGCAUGGCCCCUUCCUUGCGCAGAGAGAGGUUCGCCUUCAAGAUCUCACCAAAGCCAAGCAAACCUCUGAGGCCUUGUAUUCAGUUGAGCAGCAAGAAUGAAGCCAGCGGAGUGAUGGCCCCAACCGUCCAGGAGAAAAAGGUGAAAAAGCGAGUGUCCUUCGCAGACAACCAGGGGCUGGCCCUGACAAUGGUCAAAGUGUUCUCAGAAUUUGAUGACCCGUUAGAUAUUCCGUUCAACAUCACUGAGCUCCUAGACAACAUCGUGAGUCUGACGACAGCAGAGAGCGAGAGCUUUGUUUUGGAUUUUUCUCAGCCUUCUGCAGAUUACUUAGACUUCAGAAGCCGGCUUCAGAGCGACCACGUCUGCCUGGAGAACUGCGUGCUAAAGGACAAAGCCAUCGCCGGCACGGUGAAGGUGCACAACCUCGCGUUUGAGAAGACGGUGAAGAUCAGGAUGACGUUCGACACCUGGAAAAGCUUCACAGACUUCCCCUGCUGGUAUGUGAAGGACACUUACUCUAGUUCAGACAGGGACACGUUCUCUUUUGACAUUCGCUUACCUGAGAAAAUCCAGUCUUACGAAAGAAUGGAGUUCGCUGUGUGUUAUGAGUGCAACGGGCAGACGUACUGGGACAGCAACAAAGGCAAAAACUAUCGGAUCACCCGGGCGGAAUUAAAGUCCACUCAGGGGACAGCAGAGUCGCAAAACGGACCAGAUUUGGGGAUAUCCUUUGACCAGUUUGGAAGCCCUCGAUGCUCCUAUGGGCUGUUCCCGGAGUGGCCUAGUUACCUGGGGUAUGAAAAGCUAGGGCCCUACUAUUAGUGACUGCGAGUGGCGGAGCAUGGCUGAGCGGGCGCAGACGCCUGGCUGCAGUCACCGUGGGAUGGAGACGGAAGCCGAGAGAACAGCUGAACUGCCAUCAGGCACAGUUUUGGAAAAGAAAGGAUCCUAUUCACUUUUUUCUUCAACCAGCAAGUCCAGCCCGGCUUAGACCACAGAACCGGCUUCACGGUCAGAGCGGCUGCGGUGCACUGGUCUGCUUGGCACCCGUGGCAGCCCCAGGGUAUAGGUGGGAUGGUGCCAGAAAGGGUCUGGACAGGAACCAGGCCUGCAGGCAAUGCUGGCGAGGCCAGAGGAUGGUGGCUUAAUAACAACGCAACUCGGAGGGUGCCCGGGCUGUGUGCAGGAGCCUCGCUUGGGAAAGUCAGUCACGUGAAUGUCACUCCAUCCCCAGCCACCUUCUGGACCCCUGCUGUUCGUUUGUGUUCUCCACCCAGCCGGGCCCUCCUCUGUUGCUGCUGUCCCACGUCUACACAUUCUUCAUACUUUGUCUCCCUGCAGUUUUUUUUUCUUCGGCAGUUCAUCUGAUGUUCAGGAAAAGAUAAUAAAGGCAGAUGGGCCUGUGAGGCAGGCAUUUCCUCUUUCCGACCCCGUGUGCAUUCCAGCGAACAGCACACCAGUGAUCCGAAGUGACCGGCUCCCCGGCAGUGUUACAGAUUGCUGGCUCAUGAUGGGCAGGACAGCCGCGAGUGGGACACAUCUCACUUCUCCUCUUGGCUUUUGGGGGGGCUUUCUAAGUACUCAGACUUACCUGGAGUCACCGGAAGGCUCACUUGCAAGGGGCGUUUUAACUUGCUCGGCUGGUUUGCAGGUGUCUCAUUCUUCGUACAAGGAUUUUAGAUCUCCCUUUCCAGGGACUCAUCUUUUAUGCUGUGUUCAGGACAUUUGGAUUUGCAGAUCCAAUAUAUCCUCAAAGCCUUCUGAGAAUGCUUGCUUUUAUUUUGACUGUGAUUUACAAUAUCCGGGACACUUUACAAGCACCCAGGGACUUUGAUUUGGGUGCUGUUAUUUAUGGUGUGUGAGUAUGUGAAAGGGGUAGGGGAGAAACCUCACUAAGUUCUCAUGUAUUUGCCAACUCGAGCUAUCAGACGUUUAUUGAUCUUCACCAUAUUGGACUAAAGAACAAAAAAAAUCUGUGGGUUCAUGCUGUUGUGAGACUCCUGGGACUUUCAUUGUCAGGUGGAUCCCAGAUCCUGUGAUUUUUCUUGGGCAAGACUGGUUUAUACUUGGGGAUGUUUAAAAUAUUUUUACAUGUGUAUUUGUAGAAGGUUGGGGGUUUUUCUGUUUUGUUUUUGGAGAUUAAAUGACAGUCUCGUU
Messenger RNA from Miniopterus natalensis, 2419 nucleotides. RefSeq names its product protein phosphatase 1 regulatory subunit 3B (gene PPP1R3B). The record is from RefSeq and is a predicted model, not a curated record. Lineage: Eukaryota; Metazoa; Chordata; Mammalia; Chiroptera; Miniopteridae. Gene Ontology annotation, biological process: regulation of glycogen catabolic process; regulation of glycogen biosynthetic process. Gene Ontology annotation, cellular component: protein phosphatase type 1 complex. Gene Ontology annotation, molecular function: glycogen binding; protein phosphatase 1 binding; protein phosphatase regulator activity.